AAGUGGAGCAUGGAGAACAGCACUUUAUUCAAAUUUAACAACGGGGCUCAGGCUACGAUAUGGACUGAUUAUAGUAUCGAAUACAAGGUCGCUAGCAUCUUAUUAGUGAUUCUUAUUUGUGGAGUUGGAAUUAUUGGCAAUGUUAUGGUCAUUCUUGUGGUCUUAACGACCAAGCACAUGCGUACCCCAACUAACUGCUAUUUGGUGAGUCUGGCAGUUGCCGACCUCAUGGUCCUGACUGCAGCCGGGCUGCCCAACAUCACCGAGAGUCUGUUCGGUGGCCACUGGGUGUACGGAUACGCUGGGUGCCUCUCCAUCACUUAUUUUCAGUACCUGGGAAUCAACGCGUCUUCCUGCUCCAUCACAGCCUUCACCAUUGAACGCUACAUCGCCAUUUGCCACCCGAUAAAAGCGCAAUUUAUGUGCACCCUCUCCCGAGCCAAAAAGAUCAUUGUUCUCGUUUGGGUUUUAACGUCCCUCUAUUGCGUUAUGUGGUUUUAUCUUUCCGACACGAAAGAGGACGUUUAUGAGAACGCUGUCCUCGUGACAUGCGCCUACAAAGUAUCUAGAAACCUGUAUUUGCCAAUAUAUUUCACAGAUUAUGCCGUGUUUUACGUUAUCCCGCUUUUCCUGGCCAUUGUUUUAUACGGAUUGAUCGCAAGGAUUCUUUUCCUCAACCCACUCCCGUCGGAUCCCAAGGAAAGUCGAAGAAACUGGAAAAGGGAGUCGUCCGUGCAUGGGAACUCCAGGAGUUCCUCCAGCAGCACAACAGCUGCUUCUCGGAGACAGGUGACAAAGAUGCUGGCAGUGGUGGUGAUCCUCUUCGCUGUGCUGUGGAUGCCCUAUCGGACACUGGUCGUGGUCAACUCCUUCCUCAAGAAGGCCUAUCUGGACACCUGGUUUCUUCUGUUCUGCCGUCUCUGCAUCUACUUGAAUAGUGCCAUCAACCCUAUCAUCUACAAUGCCAUGUCUCAGAAGUUCCGGGCUGCCUUCCACAAGCUCUGCCAUUGUGGUCCCCAGCACUCCGAGAAGCCCCCCACGUAUAGCGUGGCCCUCACGUACAGCGUCAUCAAGGAGACCUCCAAUGGAGAAAGCCCAGACCACUAUACCACAGAGCUAGACGACAUCCGCGGAGCCGCCGAAGAGCUUCUGCCCGAGAGAAAGAGGCUGUCAUUUAAAGAGUCCUCACUAGCUUGUAAAGACACAUUGGCUAGUGCUUAGAUCCUUGGUUGGUAUGUUUGACUAGGGUGCUUAAUUUGCACUUUCACAGUGCCUCAGUGGCCUAUUGGAUUGGCCGCCACAUGGAAACAGCAUUUUGACAAUCAUUUACACAUUCGAAACAAAGCAGAUUUAUUCAUAACUUAUCCAUAACCUAGACUUAUAUAGUAGCUCAAGAACAAAAUAGGUCUUAUCCAGUCUGUGAAGGUGAAGUAAUGCUCCUGAAGCAAUCAUGGGUGAGGAUUGACAGACAAUUGGAUGGAUGAUUGAACAUGAUUCAGUGACGGUAUUGAUUUGGAGGUGACUGAGUGUGUGAGCUAGGCUGCACGAUUAAUUGAAAUAAAACCUGCAAUUGUGAUUUGGCUGCGAUUUGAUUCAAGUAAUACAAGCGUUGCAUGUUUCAAGAGCCAUGCCCAUGAAAGACGCAGGAUUUUGAGUGCACGAGCACCACUUGUCACAUUUUGCCAGUUUCCGCAUAUCUCCCAUUGAAAAUUAACUAGACACUUGCGAGUGGCGUGUCCCGAAUGGCCUGUGUCAAGUGUGGCACUGUGUUAUGUUACACGUGAGCAGCUUGUGACAGUGUUUUCAGUAUCUCAAAGUGGCUUGCUUUGCAGUAAAAGCUUCUCUACACAAACGCAUUUCUGCAUCUGCUUAGUUUGGGUGGCUGUAUGCAUUUGAGAACAAACCAUGCGCCAAGCAUCUUCCCAAACUGUAAUGAGAAGCACUUAUAAGCUGGCUGUUUAAAGAGAAAAG
This is a messenger RNA of Sinocyclocheilus anshuiensis, 1971 nucleotides long. RefSeq names its product thyrotropin-releasing hormone receptor a (gene trhra). The record is from RefSeq and is a predicted model, not a curated record. Gene Ontology annotation, cellular component: membrane. Bases 10 to 1221 code for a protein of 403 amino acids. The transcript is spliced from 2 exons. Gene Ontology annotation, molecular function: thyrotropin-releasing hormone receptor activity. Gene Ontology annotation, biological process: phospholipase C-activating G protein-coupled receptor signaling pathway. Lineage: Eukaryota; Metazoa; Chordata; Actinopteri; Cypriniformes; Cyprinidae.